GGUUUCGGCCGCAGUGCACGCCGGGCAAAAGGAAGACCUCCAGAAGCUCCCCGCGCAGCGCGGCAGUGUUUGCGCUGCGGCCUUUGCGAGUGGUCGCCUCAGAACCAGUCUCCCGGUGAGCGGCGCGCAGAAACCUCGAACCGGUGGAGUCUCCCGUAACCAGGAGCCCAGAGGGCCUCGGAGACAGUCCCCUUGUCUCGGCGGCGGGUAUUAAUACCAACUGUCCUCCUAAGAAAAGUGCUGAGAUAGAGUAUUAUAAUACAAGAGCUUCUGAGUCUAUCCUGAACUUAGAUCGUGUACAUUUUGGGAACUUAUUUUAGAAAAGAUCUAAAUUUUAAAAAUUCUCAAUGGACAGACAGAGAAAAGAGGGUCUUUGCCAACUUCUUUGGACAUCUGCAGUAAGAAUGUCUUUCCCCCCUCAUUUGAAUCGUCCUCCCAUGGGAAUCCCAGCACUCCCACCAGGGAUUCCACCACCACAGUUUCCUGGCUUUCCUCCACCUGUACCUCCAGGAACCCCAAUGAUUCCUGUACCAAUGAGCAUUAUGGCUCCUGCUCCAACUCUGAAUUACCCAUCCACGGCUGUCUUAGUACCCACUGUGUCCAUGGUUGGAAAGCAUUUGGGAGCCAGAAAGGAUCAUCCAGGCUUAAAGGCAAAGGAAAAUGAUGAAAAUUGUGGUCCUACUACUACUGUUUUUGUUGGCAACAUUUCUGAGAAAGCCUCAGACAUGCUCAUAAGACAGCUCCUUGCUAAAUGUGGCUUGGUUUUAAGCUGGAAGAGAGUACAAGGUGCAUCUGGAAAACUUCAAGCCUUUGGAUUCUGUGAGUAUAAGGAGCCUGAAUCUACCCUCCGUGCACUCAGGUUAUUGCAUGACCUGCAGAUUGGAGAGAAGAAACUGCUUGUUAAAGUUGAUGCAAAGACAAAGGCACAACUGGAUGAAUGGAAAGCAAAGAAGAAAGCUUCUAAUGGGACUGCUAGGCCAGAAACUGUCACUAAUGAUGACGAAGAAGCCUUAGAUGAAGAAACUAAGAGAAGAGAUCAGAUGAUCAAAGGGGCCAUUGAAAUUUUAAUACGUGAAUACUCCAGUGAGCUCAAUGCCCCUUCACAAGAAUCUGACUCUCACCCCAGGAAGAAGAAGAAGGAAAAGAAGGAGGACAUUUUCCGCAGAUUUCCAGUGGCACCUCUGAUCCCGUAUCCACUCAUCACUAAGGAAGAUAUAAAUGCUAUAGAAAUGGAAGAAGACAAAAGAGACCUGAUAUCCCGAGAGAUCAGCAAAUUCAGAGAUACACACAAGAAACUGGAAGAAGAGAAAGGCAAAAAAGAAAAAGAAAGACAGGAAAUUGAGAAAGAACGGAGAGAAAGAGAGAGGGAGCGUGAAAGGGAACGAGAAAGGCGAGAACGAGAACGAGAAAGGGAAAGAGAACGUGAACGAGAAAAGGAGAAGGAACGGGAGCGGGAACGAGAACGGGAUAGGGAUCGUGACCGGACAAAGGAGAGAGAUCGGGAUCGUGAUCGGGAGAGAGAUCGUGACCGCGAUCGGGAAAGGAGUUCAGAUCGGAAUAAGGAUCGGAGUCGAUCAAGAGAAAAGAGCAGAGAUCGUGAAAGGGAGCGGGAGCGGGAAAGAGAGAGAGAGAGAGAACGUGAACGAGAAAGAGAGCGUGAACGAGAAAGAGAGCGUGAAAGGGAACGGGAGCGAGAAAGAGAAAAAGACAAGAAGAGGGAUCGAGAAGAGGAUGAAGAAGAUGCGUAUGAACGAAGAAAACUUGAAAGAAAACUCCGGGAGAAAGAAGCUGCUUAUCAAGAGCGCCUUAAGAAUUGGGAAAUCAGAGAACGGAAGAAAACCCGGGAGUAUGAGAAAGAGGCUGAAAGAGAAGAGGAAAGGAGAAGAGAAAUGGCAAAAGAAGCUAAACGACUAAAAGAAUUCUUAGAAGAUUAUGAUGAUGAUAGAGAUGAUCCCAAAUAUUACAGAGGAAGUGCUCUUCAGAAAAGAUUGCGUGACAGGGAAAAGGAAAUGGAAGCAGAUGAACGGGAUAGGAAAAGAGAGAAGGAAGAGCUAGAGGAAAUCAGGCAGCGACUUCUGGCAGAAGGGCAUCCGGAUCCAGAUGCAGAGCUUCAGAGGAUGGAACAAGAGGCUGAGAGGCGCAGACAACCACAAAUAAAGCAAGAACCAGAAUCAGAGGAAGAGGAAGAAGAAAAGCAAGAAAAAGAAGAAAAACGAGAGGAACCUGUUGAAGAGGAAGAAGAGCCAGAGCAGAAGCCCUGUCUUAAACCAACUCUGAGGCCCAUCAGUUCUGCCCCAUCUGUUUCCUCUGCCAGUGGCAAUGCAACCCCCAACACUCCUGGGGAUGAGUCUCCCUGUGGUAUUAUUAUUCCUCAUGAAAAUUCGCCAGAUCAACAACAACCCGAGGAGCAUAGGCCAAAAAUAGGACUGAGUCUUAAACUGGGUGCUUCCAAUAGUCCUGGUCAACCUAAUUCUGUGAAGAGAAAGAAACUCCCUGUAGAUAGUGUCUUUAACAAAUUUGAGGAUGAAGACAGUGAUGAUGUACCCCGAAAAAGGAAACUGGUUCCCUUGGAUUAUGGUGAAGAUGAUAAAAAUGCUGCCAAAGGCACCGUAAACACUGAAGAAAAGCGCAAACACAUUAAGAGUCUCAUUGAGAAAAUCCCUACAGCCAAACCUGAGCUUUUUGCUUAUCCCCUGGAUUGGUCUAUUGUGGACUCUAUAUUGAUGGAACGACGAAUUAGACCUUGGAUUAAUAAGAAAAUUAUAGAAUACAUAGGUGAAGAAGAAGCUACAUUAGUUGAUUUUGUUUGUUCUAAGGUUAUGGCUCAUAGUUCACCUCAGAGCAUUUUAGAUGAUGUUGCCAUGGUACUUGAUGAAGAAGCAGAAGUUUUUAUAGUCAAAAUGUGGAGAUUAUUGAUAUAUGAAACAGAAGCCAAGAAAAUUGGUCUUGUGAAGUAAAACUCUGUACAUUGAGAGUUCCAUUUCAGCUAUCGUCUUUCCCAUCCUUCAAAGGACUUUGAAAAUUAUUUUGUCUUCAAAGACAUUUGUGAGAUCUGUAAUUUUUUUUAAAUGUAGAAAAUGUGAAUUUUUUUUUUUUUUUUGUCCUCCAAUUUGUUGAUGCCCUGUGUACUCCCUUGGUUGUAAAGACAUCCGAAUCCUACCUUGGUUCUCUUUAUACUCACCAGGUACAAAUUACUGGUAUGUUUUAUAAGCCACAGCUACUGUACACAGCCUAUCUGAUAUAAUCUUGUUCUGCUGAUUUGUUCCUUGUAAAUAUUAAAAUGACUCCCCGAUUCUUUUGCAGAAUUGCACUUAAUAUUGAACUGUACUGUACAGGAACCAACAUGAACAAUUUUAAUAGAAAGAAUACCAGCCCACAUCUAUUACCCAUACCCCCUUGAUCAGAAUUGGCAGGCUUUCAUGAAGGCAUGAAAUUUAAAAUUAGAGUGUGAAAAUUAGGAGACCAUCCAUUCCUACUGUAUCUCUGUAUGAAUGUGUUUGUGUGAAUGUAUAUAUAAAAGUAUUUUCCCUAAUUUGCUUUGGAGGGCUCCCUUGAACGUUUUCUAAUUGAAAAAUAUAAUUGUAAAGGAAACAUGGUAUUGUGCCAAUCCAAAUGUCUGGGAUAAUUAGGUUAAUAGUCUCCCAGAGCAUGUUACUCUCUUACGGCAAGAAACAGUCUGUUGAACAGAAUGGGGUUUUCCUGUUGAUAGCUGGCUGCUUCAGCCCUUCUUUUAUGGGAGUGUGAAUCAGUGGUUCCCCUCUCUCCCCCCAAUUUCAUUGUUCAGAAAUGAGGCAGAUCCUUAGAUUGCACUGAUGGGUCCUUAGUUUAAUUUUGGUGUGCCCCUUUGCUUAAAAAAAAAAAAAUAAAAAGCAUAAAUGAAAAAUACUUUUUAAAAACAAAAUAAAAUUAGGCAAUUUUUCAGACUAGGAAAGUUUGACAAAAUACAAUAGAAUUUCAGCAUGGCAUUUUAUAAAAGUUUACAUCUUAUUUUUAAGAAUAAAGUACAUCAUUUAAGGCAGUUACCACUAAUUUUUUGUUUUGUAAAGGCUUUAUAGCUUGUGUGUGUGUAAGCACACACCUUGUUUACCUCUGCUCAUCAAAGUUUAAAAAUACAUUGAUGGUGUUGGAGACACACAUGGGGCUUUCUUUAUUGUACAUCAGAACUUCACCAGGGAGCAAAAUUAAUCGAAAAGAUAAGUUUUAAACAGUUCUAAAUACAAAGUAGGUGCAGGUAUUUCAUGUCUAAGUAUUUAUUUACAGAUGAAGAUUGGGAAUAGGAAGAUAAAGCCUAACUGAGCUGAGUUACUAGAUUUUUUUUUUUUACAUCUUAAGAGGACAUUUGAAAACACUGUUCUUAACAUUGAACCAUGACAUGGUUCCCUUAUGUAAAUAUUUCAGAUAUUAAAAAUGUAUAUAUUUGA
This is a messenger RNA of Myotis daubentonii (Daubenton's bat), 4421 nucleotides long. RefSeq names its product RNA binding motif protein 25 (gene RBM25). NCBI's taxonomy places the organism in Eukaryota, Metazoa, Chordata, Mammalia, Chiroptera, Vespertilionidae. The record is from RefSeq and is a predicted model, not a curated record. Gene Ontology annotation, biological process: regulation of alternative mRNA splicing, via spliceosome. Gene Ontology annotation, cellular component: spliceosomal complex. Gene Ontology annotation, molecular function: mRNA binding.